CACUUACCUCCAAGACCAAGUGGUGAAGCUUACAGCGAUCAGCGCAGCUAUAGGAGGGGGUUUCUGGCAAAGUAGGCGGACCCAGCGCGACCCCCACAGUAGAGCUUCGGAUGGUUUUUACAAUGCCGACCAUUUCUUGAAGCGCGUUUUGUAGCUGCGGACAUAAAGAGCGACGGUCCUGGUGUGCGUAAAAGCCCCACGAAUAUAGACACUGCUACAUUCAGUGAGAUAAAGAUAAAGACAGAGUACACGUCAGGAUAAAGAGAUUGUAACCCAUCACAUUUUAUUCCCACUCAUCAGAGGAAUUAACUUGGAAGCUUCGUAACAAGAACCUUUGCAGGCACGUGGCUGAGAUGAGCUGGUGCUGCCAGGCGCUGUUGGCUGAACCUCGUGCUUGUUCCUGAUACACCACCACAUGGGCAUCUUCUCAUCUACAUGUGCUCGCCCACUGCCCCCCUCUCGUCCCGUGCCUGCCCUGUUUUAUGUCCAAGUGACACGAGAAGCGAUAGGAAAUAACUAUAUUCAAGAUACUGAGCGACUUUAAAGGAUCAACCUCAUCGAACACACUGAAACAAAAAUCUGCUACAACUUGAAUGAUGGAAACCUCUCAGUCAGAGAUGAACAUCUUAGCCAACGGGAAAAGUCACGACCACAGUGGUGACUUAGGUGUGCCAAUGAAGACGAUGCCAGAGGAGGACCAAAAUGGCACUCAAACUGUCAGAUAUGAUGAUCCUGAAGGGGGCCAGGAGAGUGAGGAAUUUCUGCCCAGUGCAGAUGGGAAGAAGCCUAUACGCUUCACAGAUUUUGAAGGAAAGACCUCUGUCGGCAUGUCUGUCUUCAACCUGGGUAAUGCUAUUAUGGGCAGUGGAAUCCUGGGAUUGGCGUAUGCCAUGGCCAACACUGGCAUACUUCUUUUCUGGUUUCUUCUUACUGCAGUAGCAGCCUUGUCUUCUUACUCCAUUCAUCUGCUGCUCAAAUCCUCUGGCAUUGUGGGAAUCCGAGCUUAUGAACAGCUGGGGUACAGAGCCUUUGGCACUCCUGGAAAAAUGGCUGCUGGUAUAGCAAUCACCCUGCAGAAUAUUGGAGCUAUGUCCAGCUACCUGUACAUUGUGAAAUCUGAGUUACCUCUGGUCAUCCAAGCUUUCCUGAAGGCAGAUCCCAACUCUGACCUGUGGUACAUGAAUGGAAACUACCUGGUCAUCAUGGUGUCUGCCAGUAUCAUCCUGCCCUUGGCUUUAAUGAAACAGCUCGGUUACCUUGGCUAUACCAGCGGAUUCUCUCUCAGCUGUAUGGUGUUUUUUCUCUCUGCGGUUAUCUAUAAGAAGUUUCAGAUUCCCUGCCCGUUUGAAGAGUUCUCAGUCAACAGCACUGCUGCCCAUCACCCCCUGAAUGUCUCAAGCCACGGCCAUGAGUACAACAACGGUCUGGUUCACGAGGACGACGACUCCCACUGCUCCCCGCGCAUGUUUACCAUCAACUCGCAGACAGCAUACACAAUUCCCAUCUUGGCGUUUGCUUUUGUUUGCCACCCUGAGGUCCUCCCCAUCUACACCGAGCUCCGCAAUCCAACAAAGAAGAAGAUGCAGAGGGUGUCCAAUAUCUCCAUCUUUGUCAUGUACAGCAUGUACUUCCUGGCAGCUCUCUUUGGCUAUCUGACCUUUUAUGACAAUGUGGAGCCCGAGCUGCUGCACACUUACAGCAGGAUUGAUCCCUACGACACUCUGAUCCUGUGCGUGCGAGUGGCCGUCCUCACUGCAGUGACGCUGACCGUCCCUAUUGUGCUGUUCCCUGUACGUAGAGCCAUCCAGCACAUGUUGUUCCCCACCAAGUCUUUCAACUGGUUGCGUCACAUUGCCAUUGCCAUCCUUCUGCUCACCCUCAUCAACAUGCUGGUGAUCUUUGCUCCCAACAUUUUGGGCAUCUUCGGCAUCAUUGGCGCCACGUCGGCUCCCUGCCUCAUUUUUAUCUUCCCUGCCGUCUUCUACAUCCGCAUUGUUCCCAAAGAUGACGAACCCAUGACCUCUGUCCCUAAGAUAUUGGCCGUCUGUUUUGCUGCUUUGGGUGUCUCCUUCAUGGUAAUGAGCCUGAGCUUCAUCAUCAUCGAUUGGUCAACAGGGGGCGGCCUUGCUGCAGGAGGCCACUAGAUGCUGCUUCGGUGUGUGAGCUCUGGAAAAGGGGGGGAAAAAGAACUGGUCAAUGUAAAGGGAGCACUAUCACCUCAGUGGGAACACACUACAGGGCUGCCCAGCACAGAGCCUGGGGUUUUUAACAGUAUAACAUAUACAGUAUACAUGUUGGUUGGAAUCACACUGGUAUAGAUGGAGUUAAAUUAACUUCUGACUGUAACUUUACUCAUAUCUGAACAAAAUCUGUGCUUAUAUAAUUCAAUUUAACAUGGUAAUGCAAUUUCUAUGAAUAAUCAGGACUAAACAGGGUCUUUUUUUAUUACCAUCUGUUCGUGCGACUAAGUCCAUCCAUGAUGGUGAAAUGGUCCUUUCCUGUUGCUUCCUCUUUAUUUACAUACAAACAACUGCAGCUGGUACUGUACAGAAAUGAAGGCAUAAUUGUCUGAUAGGCUGAAGGCAUCAAAAUAUACGUGAGAAAUAAUUAUUUUUACACAAAUAUGAGUUAUUAUCCACAAGACGCACAAAAGACGACAGUCAGAUGAUCUCAUCCUGAACCAGCUACACUCUGAGCUGUUCAUCAUGGUGUAGUAUAAAAACAAAAAGAGUGCUUUAAGGCCUUAGACUGCAGGUGACAUUUCAUGAUCUGUCGAGUUGUUAUGUAUCACACAAAGCUUUUGUUCCAGAUCAGCUAACUCUUGAGAAACCCCGGUGCCUUUUAGCAUUUGGAACAGCACGCGAACACACAGCAAAAACAAGAGUGUAUAUUUAUUUAGCUAAACUAUAUCUGUGUUUUUAAUUUCAAAUGGACUAUAUUUAACUACUGUAUAUGAUGAAGUCAAUGAUCCAAAUAUAUCAUGUAUGAUACCAGUUUUUGUUUUAGCUCACAGUUUAUAUAUGAUGGAAAGAGUUACGACUGAAGAUAUUUUAAAUGUUUAAUCAAAUACAAAGAGCUUGAUAUUAGGAUUUCAUAUCUUAUCUUUGUAGAACUUUUAGCACACACAUGCCAAAUUGUGACCUUGCAUAUGAAUGAAGUACAACUUUUACCCCCACGGUUCACCCUUAAAGAAUACUCUACCAGCAAAAUGACCAUUUGUAUAUCAAUGUCUGACUGCGAUACUAUGAAUUUAUGAAGAAAACAUAGUAUUUCUGGCAUGUCUCCAUGGUGAACGAAGAAUCCAAAAAAGGCAAACAUUUUUCAACCAUUGAAGAAAAUGGGGAGCACGUUUAACAACAGCAAAACUACAAACAUCAAUUGACAAACUCUCACACAAGUCGUGCAGUAUAAGCCAAGUCUAAUUUAUCUAGUUGUUUGCUCAGUACUUCCCAAACAUUUUUGUUACAAACGUUAAAAUAUAAAACAUUUCCACAUACAAGUAGAGUGCCCUGUGGAGCACACAUGUGCAUAUGAAUCCCACUUGAGCAGACUUUAAAUGCACAUGCGUGCCCAGGCAUGCUUGGCUGUGCGUCAAACUGUUUGUUCUGACAUCUUUGAAAAAGUAAUGUUUCAGUGAAAAUGCAUGUGCUUGGGAAGUACGUAGCAUACGACUGGAUAAAUGAGACUUGGACAGUAUUUGCUGGUUGCAUGUAGUGGUUAGCACUGUUGCUUCACAGCAAGAAGUUUCUGGGUUUGAGUCAUAGACUUUAAAAACAAUGGAUGUAGCCUUUGUGACAUUACCCAUUGGUUUGUGAAUCCUCAUUUUGGAGCCUUGAGUUCGGCAUUACGGCCAUCACCAUCUUUUUUGGAGCCAGAGGUGACCAUAUUUGGGCAAGAGGCUGGCACCAUCACUAUUGGCACUAUCAGCAGACAGCCUGUCACUCAAAGCAGCCUUCCCUUAAUUAUGUGUAACAUUAAGAUCUAAUAAAAUGUAAACAGGUGAAUUAUAUAAAAAUUUGCCUCCGUACAGUUGUCACAAAGGAGGAAAUUAGCUUUAGAAACCCACACUGUUUCUUGUCCCAGGCUGUAAACAUGUUUAUUUCUGCUGUAAAGUUGGGCGUUUUAACAUAGGGGGCCUACGGGAUUGACUGGCUUCUGGAGCCAGCCUCAAGUGGCUGUUCAAAGAAUUGCAUUUUUUCGGGACUUCCAUGAUCGCUUCAAUUUUCAGCCACGUGGUUCAAAUCCACCGUCCUGGGUCUGAAAUGUACAUGUUCUCCCUAUGUCAGUGUGGGUUUUCUCAGGGUACUCCAGCUUCCCCCCACAGCCCAAAGACACGCAGGGUGGGUUUUGCCUGUAGGUGUAAAUGCUAGCAUGAGCUCUGUCUCUGUGUGUUAGCCCUGUGAUAGUCUAGCGAUGUGUCCAGGGUGUGCCUUACUGUACCUCUCACCCAGUGUCAAGACAGAUGUUUUAAUAUAGCUUUGUUGUUGUUAAACAUGGUCCCUGUUUACUUUAAUUCAUGAGGCAUGUCUGACUAUUUUGGAUUCUCCACUCACCCGCAGAGGCAUACAGGAAAAACAAGUUGUAAUCAAGAAUUCAAAAUAACACUGGGUGAUGUGCUGAAACACAAAUACUCAUUUUGUGGGUUAAGUAUUCCUUCAAGUCUCGCUCAUUCAUUUCUUAAACUUUUUCUCAUUAAGUCAGAUGAAUUCAGAAAUCACUUUAUCCACACUGAAUGAUAAUAUUACAUAUUCUAAAUCUGCACGUUCCAACACUUCAGUUCAGUUUUUGUGAGGUGUAAUAUGCAGUUAGCUUAGCUUAGCAUAAAGACUGGAAGCAGGGGGAAACAGCUAGCCUGGCUCAAGCCUAACAGCACCUCUAAAUCUAACACUUAAUAUCAGGAAGUCACGUACCUCUAGUGAAAUAUGGUAACCGGCCAUGCAGAUAGGUUUGGUUGUACUUGCCCAGGUUUUAAGAUACACUAUAAGGAAAAAGGUUUGAGGACACCCAAGUAUAUAUCAAAGCCUAUGCAAAUAAAACAAAAAAAUGUCUUGGCUAAGGUUAAUUUAGAAAAUAUGGUUCAUUAGUUUUAUGAUUUGGGUGAGCUCACUAGAGCUCUGUUGGUUUGAACAAUGCCUGGCCAGCAGCAUGACUUUGUAACGAUGAACCCGCUGGUGGGUCUGGCAGAGUUUAAUUUUAUUAAUUAUGCUUUUGUGAUUCUGUUGUAACGUCUUUGCCUCACUGGUUUGUAGUAUUUUGAUCUGCUUUCACUCGUUGACUAUUUAGACUUGAGGUUAAUGUUUUGCAUGUCGUCGUGUCUAGUCCACCCUGUAGUUGGUGUAGUGAACACAGAGAUUUUCCUUCUGACACUGUCAUAUGUAGAUGUUAUUGUAAUCCUGUGCAUUUGGCAUCUUACAGUGAAGUGUAUUAAAGUCCCACUCUGUGCUGUAGGUAUUAUAGUGUUAUAUUAGUAUUAUGAAGCCCUUCUUGAAAGAUGCUACAUGAAAUAAUGUUUUUAGACAUUACUGAUUCUCUGUGAGCAAUGACACAUUAAUUUCGAGCUUAAUUUAGGGUUGUGGAUUGAUACUUUCAGUAAUUCUUCAGGUGUAUUUUGUGCCUCAAAAUAGCUCUACAACCUGCUUAGAAGUUACAGAUUACAUUAUAUAGAAAUCUGAAAUUAACAAGUUUAAAAACAGCACAAAAGAGAAAUGUUAUAACAAAUAUUUGAUGCUUUACCCAAAGAUGGUUUUAUAUUUUACUGCAACUCUCAGGCUUCAGAAAAACCCUGCAUAAAUCAGCACUUCUCUCCUUUUAUUUAUAUAUUGUUAAUGACUACUUGUUUAACAGGUUUGAUUUUUACAAAUGAAUUAUGAACAGCAGCCGAGGAAAUACUUAUGCACGUAUCAACCUCCGUCCCUUGCUUUCCCACAUGUAUUCGCAGUGGUUGUUUUAAAUGAAGGUUUAGUUUUGUCAUGUUUGGUGAACCGAGUUUUGCUUCACUUUAAGGGAUCAUGCCAAAUCAACAACUGACUACCUACUGCUUUAAAAUGCCUUUAACUUUUAAACAGGUACCACAGUUUUAAUACCAGAUGCAGUAUAUCAAAUAUGCAUUUCUCAUAUACCUAAAGAAAUCAAAGUGAUAUUUUUGUUUCAGGACAUAGAUCUAUGGAAAUGACACGACUAUAAAAUAAUAUUAUGGAUUUUGAUGAAUAAGACGUGGCUUUAUAUAAAUAAUGUAUAUAAAUGUAAACCUUUUAUAUUUGUGAUGCUUAUUUACAGUAGCUUGUAAAGUGUAAAUAGCAGGGACACUUUUAGUUUGGCAAUAAAAUAAUUGUAGAUGUUUGUA
Messenger RNA from Epinephelus moara (kelp grouper), 6343 nucleotides. RefSeq names its product solute carrier family 38 member 3b (gene slc38a3b). The transcript has 18 exons. The coding region runs from base 594 to 2144 and encodes 516 amino acids. Gene Ontology annotation, molecular function: L-glutamine transmembrane transporter activity; L-histidine transmembrane transporter activity; L-asparagine transmembrane transporter activity. The record is from RefSeq and is a predicted model, not a curated record. Gene Ontology annotation, biological process: L-glutamine transport; asparagine transport; histidine transport. NCBI's taxonomy places the organism in Eukaryota, Metazoa, Chordata, Actinopteri, Perciformes, Serranidae.